Molecule: messenger RNA, 2235 nt
Organism: Sorex fumeus (smoky shrew)
Lineage: Eukaryota; Metazoa; Chordata; Mammalia; Eulipotyphla; Soricidae
Gene: TM9SF1
Product: transmembrane 9 superfamily member 1
Exons: 6
Coding region: 209-2029 (606 amino acids)
Biological process (GO): protein localization to membrane
Cellular component (GO): membrane
Source: RefSeq, a predicted model, not a curated record
GCCCCGAGAGGCAUGCCGGCGGCCGCUCCGAUCAGGCACAACGGCGGGCAGCCCCCGCGGAGCUCGGCACUCGGGUCCUCGCCGGGCCGCCGCCAGCGCGCCGCUCUGGGGCUGGAGCCCGGCUGGAGCCCAAGGGCAGCUACGGGGCCGCGGAGGCCGAGGGCGCCGCGGAGGCCAGCCCCUCCCGCGCGGUUCCGCCGCCUUAAGGAUGACCACCCUCCGGCACCCUCCAAGUUGGAGCUGCCAGUGGUGGCCAGUCCUGGUGCUGCUGCUGGGCACCGGCUCCCGGUCCGGGGUGGAAGGCACCACACACUACAAGACCGGCGAUCCCGUCAUUCUCUAUGUCAACAAGGUGGGACCCUACCAUAACCCUCAGGAGACGUACCACUACUACCAGCUCCCUGUGUGCUGCCCUGAGAAGAUCCGGCACAAAAGCCUGAGCCUGGGAGAAGUGCUGGACGGGGACCGCAUGGCCGAAUCUCUGUACGAGAUCCGGUUUCGGGAGAAUGUGGAGAAAAGGGUCCUGUGCCACAUGCAGCUCACCUCUGCACAGGUGGAGCAGCUGCGCCAGGCCAUCGAGGAACUGUACUACUUUGAAUUUGUAGUGGAUGACUUGCCCAUUCGUGGCUUUGUGGGCUACAUGGAGGAGAGUGGCUUCUUGCCUCACAGUCACAAGAUAGGACUCUGGACCCAUUUGGACUUCCACCUCGAGUACCACGGAGACCGAAUCAUCUUUGCCAAUGUCUCCGUGAGGGACGUCAAGCCCCACAGUUUAGAUGGGUUGCGACCUGAUGAGUUCCUAGGCCUCACCCACACUUACAGUGUGCGCUGGUCAGAGACUUCAGCAGAACGUCGGAGUGACAGGCGCCGGGGGGAUGAUGGCGGCUUCUUUCCCCACACGCUGGAAAUCCACUGGUUGUCCAUCAUCAAUUCCAUGGUGCUUGUGUUUUUAUUGGUGGGCUUUGUGGCCGUCAUUCUCAUGCGUGUACUUCGGAAUGACCUAGCUCGGUACAACUUGGAUGAGGAGACCACUUCUGGAGGUGCUGGUGACGACUUUGACCAAGGGGACAACGGCUGGAAAAUCAUCCAUACAGACGUCUUCCGCUUUCCUCCAUACCGUGGGCUGCUUUGUGCUGUGCUUGGUGUGGGUGCCCAGUUCCUGGCCCUUGGCACUGGCAUUAUUGUCAUGGCGCUGCUGGGCAUGUUCAAUGUGCACCGCCACGGGGCCAUUAACUCAGCAGCCAUCUUGUUGUACGCCCUCACCUGCUGCAUUUCGGGCUACGUGUCCAGCCACUUCUACCGGCAGAUUGGAGGCGAGCGCUGGGUGUGGAACAUCAUUCUCACUACCAGUCUCUUCUCUGUGCCUUUCUUCCUUACAUGGAGUGUGGUGAAUUCGGUACACUGGGCCAACGGUUCGACACAGGCUCUGCCAGCCACCACAAUUCUGCUGCUUCUGACGGUCUGGCUGCUGGUGGGCUUUCCUCUCACCGUCAUCGGCGGCAUCUUCGGCAAGAACAACGCUAACCCCUUCGAUGCACCUUGUCGUACCAAGAACAUUGCCCGGGAAAUCCCGCCUCAGCCCUGGUACAAGUCUACACUCAUCCAUAUGACUGUUGGCGGCUUCCUGCCUUUCAGUGCCAUCUCGGUGGAGCUGUACUACAUCUUCGCCACGGUGUGGGGCCGGGAGCAGUACACGCUGUACGGCAUCCUCUUCUUCGUCUUCGCCAUCCUGCUGAGCGUCGGGGCCUGCAUCUCCAUCGCGCUCACCUACUUCCAGCUGUCGGGCGAGGACUACCGCUGGUGGUGGCGCUCGGUGCUGAGCGUGGGCUCCACGGGCCUCUUCAUCUUCCUCUACUCGCUCUUUUACUACGCGCGGCGCUCCAACAUGUCCGGGGCCGUGCAGACGGUGGAGUUCUUCGGCUACUCGCUGCUCACCGCCUACGUCUUCUUCCUCAUGCUGGGCACCAUCUCCUUCUUCUCCUCCCUCAAGUUCAUCCGCUACAUCUACGUGAACCUCAAGAUGGACUGAGAUCCGGGGUGGGCGGCGCCUGGCUUCCCCCCUGCCACACACACACCCAGCUCCUCAUCCCGCCAGCUCCUCCGGCAGAGCCACCGAACUGGGGGUGGCGUCGUGGCCUUCCUUCCCUUUUGUCCUCCUCUGGGCCUCCCUGUCCCCGGGAGCCGGCCUGGACGCGAUCCAUCUCAGACAUAAGGAGUGUCUAUCGGAACUGCUAA